Cyphellophora europaea CBS 101466 is the source of this 1146-nucleotide messenger RNA. RefSeq lists its product as uncharacterized. Gene Ontology annotation, cellular component: transcription factor TFIIF complex. Gene Ontology annotation, biological process: transcription by RNA polymerase II; transcription initiation at RNA polymerase II promoter. The transcript has 3 exons. The coding region runs from base 1 to 1146 and encodes 381 amino acids. The record is from RefSeq and is a predicted model, not a curated record. NCBI's taxonomy places the organism in Eukaryota, Fungi, Ascomycota, Eurotiomycetes, Chaetothyriales, Cyphellophoraceae.
AUGGCUACCGCGACUGGGACGGUCAUUCCGCAAGUCAAAGUCGAACAUGCAGAUGCAAACAUCAAGGAUGAGGCGAUGGAUGUGGAUAUGCCGUCACCCUACGUCGACGAGGACGAGGACGGUUUCGAGGAUGCGGGCGAUCUAGACUUUUCCCAGGCGCAACAGCAAAUGUGGCUCAGCCAUCUUCCACGAUCGCUAUGGCAGGCUCUGUCAAAACUCGAAGAUGACGAGGAGAUCGAUCUAGGUACCAUACGUGUGGAGGGUCCAGAAAACGACCCACAAAGGAUUAUACUUCGACUCAAUCCUCUGCCGGAGCUCGAGGACCAACAUAAAGAAUUCGACCUACUGCCGCCGCCAAAAGAGAAGGUCAAGAGCCAUCGUCCAGGCCAAGCGCUUAUCUUUUCAGAGAAAGACCUGCCGGGCUACAAAUCAAAAUCAUUUGUGUGGGACAACGAUGAUGACGAGAAUGCCGGCCAGGGUCGAUCCAAACUCUACGAUGAUGCCAAACGUAAAGCAAGAAACAAGGAGAGGAAAGAGAGCAAAGAACCACAGCAGUAUCGCCGGAGAGCCAUCCCGAAGAAGACAGCCAUAGCGGGAGUGAUUGCCAAGGAGUUUGAUGCGGUACCAGUUAAGAACGCCGAGUAUGCGGAGGUUGAGCGACGAAAGAUGGCCAGGCUAUUGUCUAGACAGGCUCCUGCAGAGGCCACACAGAUCCUAUCGCCCGAGCAAGAUCCUACGAGAAGACAGAACAUCACGAGCAUUCUCCAGCGCCAGCGAGACAAUAGGGCUGCGGCGGCCAAGAGACAAGCGGUCAAGGAUAACAGGACAGCUCGUAUGGAUAAGCAGGAUCUGGUGGUUCUGCUUCUGCAAAAGUUUAGGCAACAUCGGAUUUGGGGCCUGCGCGAUCUCAAGGUUGCGCUCCAGCAACCCGAGCAAUACCUGCGCGAGACGCUGCAGGAGAUUGCACAUAUGCACAAGCAAGGAGACUUCAACGGCAAGUGGGAGCUGAACGAGCAGUACAAGGAGAACGACGACAGUCUGCAAAAUCCCGAAAGCCUGGAGGCCCCCAAGAUGGAGGACUCGGAGAUGGAUGUUUCGGGCAUGGAGGACGAUGAUGAUGAAGACGAGAAAUUUGAAGACGUAUAG